CGGCAGAAGAUGGCGUCGCUGCGCUGUAGGCGAGACCCCUGCGGUGUUAUCUGUCUGAUUUUAACUUAUUUCAGCGUGUUUUACGCGGACUACGUGGUCGUACAGUAUGUGCUCCUCCCCGCCUACUCGGACAGUGUGUGGUGUACUCUACACGGAUCAGUGUUCAACCUGAUCCUGCUGCUGCUGCUGGCCUGCCACUCCAAAGCCGUCUUCUCAGACCCCGGUAUGGUGCCUCUUCCUGACACAGCCAUAGACUUCUCAGAUCUUCGCUCGCAGUCGUCUCGGAUGAACGAACGGGGCUGUGAAGGUUGGACGGUGUGCAGUCGCUGUGAAACCUACAGACCUCCCAGAGCGCAUCACUGCCGCGUCUGUCAGAGGUGUAUCCGCCGCAUGGACCACCACUGUCCCUGGAUCAACAACUGCGUCGGAGAGCUAAACCAGAAGUAUUUCAUCCAGUUUCUCUUCUACACCGGCAUGGCCAGUCUGUACUCCAUGGUGCUGGUGGUGUCGGCCUGGGUGUGGCGGAUAAGGAACGAGAGAGAAGGCGAUACAGAGAAAGAAGGAGAGGAGACGCCCAGCAAGCACCUGAUAGUCGCUCAUUACAUCAUCCUCCUGGUGGAGUCGGUGUUGUUUGGCGUGUUUGUCAUGGUCAUCUUCUACGAUCAGUUGGUCUCCAUAAUCACAUGACGAGACUUCCGAUAGAGCAGAUGAGGACAGGCUG
Messenger RNA from Morone saxatilis (striped sea-bass), 721 nucleotides. RefSeq names its product zf-DHHC domain-containing protein. Gene Ontology annotation, molecular function: palmitoyltransferase activity. Bases 10 to 687 code for a protein of 225 amino acids. NCBI's taxonomy places the organism in Eukaryota, Metazoa, Chordata, Actinopteri, Moronidae. The record is from RefSeq and is a predicted model, not a curated record. The transcript has 8 exons.